Eptesicus fuscus (big brown bat) is the source of this 3817-nucleotide messenger RNA. RefSeq names its product outer mitochondrial membrane lipid metabolism regulator OPA3. Gene Ontology annotation, cellular component: mitochondrion. The coding region runs from base 109 to 663 and encodes 184 amino acids. The transcript has 3 exons. Gene Ontology annotation, biological process: regulation of lipid metabolic process. The record is from RefSeq and is a predicted model, not a curated record. Lineage: Eukaryota; Metazoa; Chordata; Mammalia; Chiroptera; Vespertilionidae.
ACGCACGCACGCACGCACGCACAGCGACAAGCGGGCGGGGGACGAGGGAGAGAUUGGAGGCGCCCCGCCCAGUCAGCAGGGUUACCCGUCCCUCGUGAGACCGCCAAGAUGGUGGUGGGUGCGUUCCCCAUGGCGAAGCUGCUAUACUUGGGCAUCCGGCAGAUCAGCAAGCCGCUUGCCAACCGCAUUAAGGAGGGCGCCCGCCGAAGCGAGUUCUUCAAGACCUAUGUCUGCCUCCCGCCGGCUCAGCUGUACCACUGGGUGGAGAUGCGGACCAAGAUGCGCAUUAUGGGCUUCCGGGGCACAGCCAUCAAGCCGCUGAACGAGGAGGCGGCCGCCGAGCUGGGCGCCGAACUCCUGGGCGAGGCCACCAUCUUCAUCGUGGGCGGCGCCUGCAUGGUGCUGGAGUACUGGCGCCACCAGGCGCAGCAGCGCCGCAAGGAGGAGGAGCAGCGCGCGGCCUGGAUCGAGAUGCAGGACGAGGUGGGCCGCCUGGCGCUGGCGCUCGAGGCGCUGCAGGCGCAGGUACAGGCGCAGGAGGCGCCGAGAGCCCUGGAGGAGCUGCGGGCGCAGAUGCAGGAGGUGCGCGCCCAGCUCUGCACCCGGGACGCGGAGACGCGGUCCAAGUCCACGCCCAAGGCAGUGUCCACGUCCGAGAAAUAAGCGGCUGCUGAAGCCUGAACUUGGAUGUGGCCAUGUGUGCCCUACUGUGCUGGCCCAGCGGAAGCCACUGAAAUGUUGAUGAACUUGGCCGUUGGUCACCCCCUGCUCACCAGUGGUAGGACCUUGCACAGGGACUGGGAAGCGUUCCAACAUAGCCCCCCUCCUUAGCUCAUUGGUACAGCCCACAGUGCUCAUCUCCACCUCAUCCCAAACCUCACCGACCUUUUAGGGCCCAGCCAGCAGGACAACAUGCUCACUCUUCCGGCAGAAGGGAAGGAAAACGUGGAACCGGGACCUCAGCUGAAUCAGCCUGUCAAGCUCCCCAUUUACCUGGACGGAUCAGUGUUACCUUCCCCGGGACACUCAUCAAUUACACUGAACACCCCCUUCUUUUGAUCACUUGGUACAGACCAUUGUAAGGAAUGCUGUGUCUUUCCCUGGACUUCUGUCCCCUUUAUCUUAAGAGGGGGGAAAAGGAUCCUGGCUUGCAAUUGAUCCACCGAAUAUCUUUCCUUAACCUGAUCUGUGAGACCUUCUCCUGAGUCCGCAAGUGGAAUAUUCUAACAGAGCCUCCUCCUUCAGUCUGUGGCACCACCCACUGGAUGGCUGUGCUGGUCUUCUCAGGCAAUGCCCUCCCAAGCCCCCUGACGUGGUGGACAACUUGAUUUUGCCCAGAGCUCAUCAACCUGCCUUUCAGCCUCAGCUUCCUGUUUACCUGUCCCCAGAGUCCCCAGGGCUUUCCUGACUGUCCUUUCCUACCUUCCCAGGGGCCUCUCUCAGGGGCCGUGGAUUAGAUGAUCACAUCCCCCAGGUUUCCUUUAAAUCUGCUCAUCUGUGGGCUGCUCCCCUCCCCUGGGGCUCCAGACUGGUCCAGCCGUCCCUCUUCAUGCACUGGUACCUCCUGCCUCCAUAGCCCCAAGUGCCACCUCCAUCUCCCUGGUGUGGGCCCCUCGUUGGUCUUCCCUUUAGCAGUUUCCUAGGGCUGCCAUAACAAAUUGCCACGAACUUGGUGGCCUAGAACAACCAGAAUUUCUUCUCUCCCAGUCCUAGAGGCCACAGAUCCAAAGUCAGCUGUCAGCACUGCCUCCGAAGGCUCUAGUGAGGAUCCUUCCUUGUCUCUCCCAGCUUCUGGUGCCUCCAGGUGCUCCUUGGCUUGCGGCUGCAUUCUCUCCAGUCUCUGCCUCCAUCCUCACGUGGCCUCUCCUCUUCUGUCUCUUAUAAAGACACCUGGUCAUUGGAUUUAGGGCCACCCUAACUCUAGGAAAGACCCUUUUCCCAAAUAAGCUCACAUUCACAGGUUCCAUGGGUAAGGAUGUAGACAUAUUUUUGGACGAGGGGGGGGUGCCAUUCACCUCACUACACCUCCCCACGCCAAGAGUGUGCUGGGACUCCUGCUGACCCCAUGGGACAUUUGCCCUUCCCCACAUGAGAGAAGAACAGUCCAAGGAGAGCUUCUAUUUUUCAGACUGUAGGUGUUUCCAAUUAAAGGAGCCCUUAGAUGUAGUCGUCCUAAGGACUCAGAACCAUUACAUGGAUCUCCAGAGUGGGUACAAAGCUCAUUAAAAUUAAGAGAGAAGCUGAGAGAUCUGAUGGCGGUGAGUCUAAAGUCAUCCUAUGAACUGUCCCAGAUGGGGAAACUGAGGCUCGGGAAACCAAGGGACUUGCCCAAGGCUAGGAAGCCCAUGAGGGAUGGGAAUCAGUGGCACUGGGAGGGAAACAGGAGCCCAGAUUACCCUCUUCAUGCAGGUGCAGGGUGCUUGAGGGUACAGGUGUGGGGCAAGAAGGGAGAUGAGAGGGAGGCAGAUCACCGGGGGAGGGGUGGGAAUCUCUUCCGAGCAGUGCUGAUGGGUGGCCCUCCAUCCCCAACCACAGCAACCGGAGAUCUUGGCAUUCAGUGAAUGGGCUUAGUCAGACAUCUGGGCCCUUUUCCAGGAAAUGGGAGAGGCAGGUUUUCUGUUAAAAACGCCCUGGACACCAGACCUGGUAGAAAGCCGGUAAACUGGGUUUGUGAAGCAUCAACUCUUUACAGAAGAAGGGGAGAGGCUGGUGUAGAGGGAGCGGAGGUGGGUCAUGGGUGGGGUGUUUCUAAAGUAGGAGUGACCCUGCCCUAACCGGUUUGGCUCAGUGGACAGAGCAUCGGCCUGUGGACUGAAGGGUCCCAGGUUCGAUUCCGGUCAAGGGCAUGUACCUUGGUUGUGGGCACAUCCCCAGUAGGGGGUGUGCAGGAGGCAGCUGAUCGAUGUUUCUCUCUCAUCGAUGUUUCUAACUCUCUCUCCCUCUCCCUUCCUCUCUGUAAAAAAAAAAAAAUCAAUAAAGUAGGAGUGACCCGAGCGGGUUAAAUGCUGAGGGAAAGAAGGCAAGCGAUACCAGUGCAUGGGAGGGUGGUGGAGCCAGGUGGGCAGGCUCAGUGCCUGGUUUCCAUGGUUACCCCUGGGCGGGUUCACUCUGGCCCUGACACAUCUCUGGAGGACAGGUUGCUGGACACCAGGGAUCUUGACUGCCAGCCCCUCCCCCAUCACGUUAAUGAACAGCAGUCAGGUGGAAUCCAUUGAGCUCUGGGUGGGUGUCAGGCACUGUUCUAAGUGCUUUACGUAAUCCCAGUGGCAUUUUCUUCAUUCACGAAGAAGCUGAGGCACAGAGAGGGCAAGUCACUACCUGCCCAAGAUCACACAGGCAGGGAAGAGGAGGAGGUGGGAGCCUAAGCCCCUGACCCUGAGGUAGCGCUGUGCUCACGUGUGAGAUUGAAAACAGCCCUGCCCUGGCCAGUUGGGCUCAGUGGAUAGUGCAUCAGCCUAUGGACUGAAAGGUCCCGGGUUCGAUUCCAGUCAAGAGCACAUGCCUGGGUUGUGGGCUUGAUCCCCAAUAGGGGGUGUGCAAGAGGCAGCCAAUCAAUGAUUCUCUCUGAUCAUGGAUGUUUCUCUCCCUGUCUCUCUCUGAAAUCAAUAAAAAUACGUUAAAAGAAAAAAGAAAACAGCCCCGUGUGUCUUGACGUGGCCAGACCUGUGGGAUGCAACAGCUCCACCCACCGGGUGGGGCUGGGAUCAGGGUGUGUGCGGGUGGGAAGAGCGCCCUCUCAAAAUACACAUCGCUCCGACUCACUAGCAAAAAUGUUGUAUGCAUUUGUGACUUGGGGAGAGAGGGGUUAGAAUAAAUU